This is a messenger RNA of Phaedon cochleariae (mustard beetle), 1748 nucleotides long. Lineage: Eukaryota; Metazoa; Arthropoda; Insecta; Coleoptera; Chrysomelidae. The record is from the annotation of a GenBank genome assembly.
ACAGUUAUCCCCAUGAAUCCCGAACUGACAUGAUAUCCUUGCUAAGUGACAGUCUGUGUGUGAAGUCUUUCCGUGUCCAUCUAAUUUCAAAUUUGGUAACGAAGACAUUCUGCCAAUCAAGAAAUGGAGGAGUAUGAUGAGUAUGAUUACAGUGGAAACAGCACUGAGAACACAUAUGAUCCACAUUCCUUCUUUCAAUGGAAUGAACUUCUGCCGACUCUAAUUGUAUACAGUAUCACAUUUAUUUUGGGCCUCGUUGGUAAUAUUUUGAUGAUAUUCAUCACUUUCAAGUACAGAAGGAUGAAAAGCGUUACGAAUGUCUUCCUCGCCAGUCUGGCAUCGUCAGAUUUGAUUCUGAUCACCGUCUGCAUUCCUGUAAAGAUAGCUAAAUUAUUUUCCUACACCUGGCAAAUGGGCGCAGUUGUUUGUAAAGGUAUUCACUACAUGCAGUACGUUUCGGCGAUUUGCUCAGUAUUGACGCUUACAGCAAUAAGUAUAGAAAGAUAUUAUGCAAUUGUGCAUCCCAUGAAAGCAAAGUAUAUUUGUACCAUUAGUCAAGCUAAAAAAAUAAUUUUAUUGAUAUGGAUUGUGUCUAUACUACUGGCCACCCCUACCCUGAAAGUACAGAUCCAUCUCCCAGUUGGCAGAUAUGGGGAAUACAGAUAUUGUGUCAGAGGAUGGGAUGUAAACACAAAGUUGACCAAAUUCCACGAAGUCUAUAUGUUUAUACUGAUUUUUGUGGGUCCCUUCUGCAUUAUGUCACUUUCCUAUUCGUUAAUUUGCUGGGAAAUUUGGAAAGUCAUGGAAAGGAGAUUAGUCAUGACAAGUGAAGAAGCGCUAUCAAGAACUCACACUUCAGUGAAUGGUAAUGAAAGAUUACUUGAAGGUACAAUAUCCAACAAUGGAGGUAAAAGAAACAACAGGAGCAAUACCCGAGAUGACACAUUGAUGGUGAAACAAGUUAUUUGCAUGCUGGUUACCGUGGUCGUACUUUUUGCUGUCUGCUGGACACCUAUGCUUAUAGAUAAUGUGCUAACAGCAUAUGGAGUCAUACAUUUUAUGAAGUUUGGAACACUAAAAUACUUGUCCUCCUCAUUUUCUCUCAUGGCUUAUUUCAAUAGUUGCAUCAACCCUAUCAUCUAUGGAUUUAUGUCAAGAAAUUUUCGCAGGAGUUUUGUCCAAGCUCUAUGUUUGAAGACCGACACGAGAUCACUUGAUCGAGAGAGGACUUAUAGUCUGAGAAAUGUCUCAAGAAGAGGAUCACACACGAGGAGCUCAUCGGUUAGAUGAAACAGGGUCACAACUUUUCUCUGAAUUUCGAGAAUGUUCACACAGACCUUUGAUGAGAUUAUAUUUUCUCAUCCAACUUGUCAAGAAAAAUUUCUUCCGUUUUUUCUAGUAUUAUGUAUCAACCAAUACAAUUCCAUGUUUUAAUUACUGUCUAUAAAAUUAGUCAAUGAAAAUUUCGAAAUAGUGAACUUAGUCUACUUAGCUAGUCUGGGUUGGAUAUUUGAUGGAAAUGUAUGGAAAUGACGAUCGUUAUUCAACACAAUAUAUAUAGAUUUAUUCAAAUUGAAGAUAAAAUUUGUACAGAAUAUUUAAAUCCAACAAACACUAAUAAAACAAUUUUGUUUUUCAAACAUAUCUCCUGAAUACAACCUUGUUGAUACAAUGUUUUCAAUCAUUAUACAGAGUAGGUAUACUAAGCUUCAUGUCAAGCUUUGUGUGAAAUAAAUGUAUAAAAUGUU